Molecule: messenger RNA, 651 nt
Organism: Peronospora matthiolae
Lineage: Eukaryota; Oomycota; Peronosporomycetes; Peronosporales; Peronosporaceae
Source: the annotation of a GenBank genome assembly
AUGUACGAAGGGAUUGACAACCUAAAAUCCCUUUACUACCGUACCGGGAAGACUUUCUCCGGCGGUCCUUCUGCGGCACAGGAUGUGCCGCGUCGUACUGCUCAACCAGACCCAGUACGUCGAUCAUCAGUUGGGAGCGGGGCUCCCAAGAAUCCCAGGACGGGGGAUAGCCGCGCCACCGGACGAGAUAACUCGUCCGACGUCCGUUCACGUCGCGGUGGUUCAACAGCUGCUCAACAAGAUAGCGCUGGCCACCGCGGGAGUCCUCUAAUGGAGGUGGAGGAGGAGGAAAGACGCUCUCCACACGAUCAUGUGGAUCGGUGUGUUCCCGAGAGCUUCUUUGAUCGCGUAACGCAAGGGUUACGCGACGAUCUCGAACAUGAGCGGAAUAGGCGUCUCCAAAUGGCGGACACUGCCUCGAAGCAUCGAGCUGAGUUUGCCUUUGCUCAGCUUGAGAACGAGAGAGCUCUGACAUCUCUUCGUGACGAGCUAAGGGUAGCUCGUGGGAUUGUUGAUCGGUCUCGGGAUGAGAUAGCUGCUCUUCAGACCCUUGUUGAUGCCCACCAUCGGGAGCACAAGGCUCUCUGCGAGAUGCUUGAGCGCAAGGGCGUUCUUCAUCGGAAGAAGCAGCGUACUGGUGGUACGGCUUAA